AUGGCGGUGGAAUGGCGGGUCGCUCCGGGACUACAUUCCCCAGAAUGCAUUGCGGCGGGAACAGAGAGAGGGCGGCGACAGCGCCGCCUGGUGGCUCGGAGGAGUCAGAACGGGAGCGCGGCCAUCGCUGCGGGGAGCUGCGGCCGCGCUCGGACACCGGGCGGGGGGACAGGGGGGGACAGCGGGGACAGGGGACAGCGGGGACCGGGGGACAGAGGAUACAGCGCCAGUAUCGCCGUGCGCAGGCGGCAGCGUGGGAAACACGGCUCAGGAGGACGCGGCCGAGGGAAACUGAGGCACGGCGUUGACACCUCCCGCGACCCCACGGCCCGGGGGUUCACGCACCGGUCCGGCCCUGCAGCUGCGGGACCCAGGGGCCGACAUGAGGCGACCCCGGUGCGCCGAGCAGCUCGAGCACGUUCCCGGUCCGGCUGCACCGACCGAGCCUCCCCCGCGCCCCGGUGCGUGAAUUGCCGGCCCCCGGUGCAGCCCCGGUGUACGGACCGGCCCCCGACCCACGGACCGACCCCCGCGGCCGCCCCCGAGCCACCGAUCGACCCCACUGGGCAGCCCCCGGUGCACGGACGGACCUCAGGGCUCACGCACAAAGACCCCCGGUGCAGCCCCCGACCCACGGACCGACCCUCGGAACAGGUUCUGCUGCACGAACCGACCUCCCUGGGCAGACCCCGGGACACGGACUGACCCCCCCGGUACAGUUCCCACUCCGCGCACAAAAUCCCCGGUGCAGCCCCGAUCCCACGGACCGACUCCCGCCGUGCAGACCCCUGUGCACGAAUCGGCCCCUGGAGAAGCCCCCGGUCUCACGGACCGACCCGCGGUGCAGCCCCCGGUGCCACAGAUCAUCCCCCGGUGUACGGGCCGACCUCGGGUGUACGAACCGAGCCCCGGUGUAGCUCCCGGUGCACGGACGGACACACGGAGGGAUCCCCGGAGCGACCCCCGGUGCACUGAGUGACCGACCCCCGGUGCACGGACCGACCUCCGGUGCACUGAGUGACCGACCCCCGGGGGACGGAGUGACCCCCGGUGCACGGAGUGACCGACUCCCGGUGCACGGAGUGACCCCCGGUGCACGGAGUGACCGACUCCCGGUGCACGGAGUGACCCCCGGGGCACGGACCGACCCCCGGGGCACUGAGUGACCCCCGGUGCACGGACCGACCCCCGGUGCACGGACCGAUCCCCUCCCCCCGCUCCCCCCCGGUGCCGCGGUCCCGCCGGUCCCACGCAAGUCCCGGCGC
This is a messenger RNA of Cinclus cinclus, 1265 nucleotides long. Its product is annotated as U1 small nuclear ribonucleoprotein 70 kDa-like. Lineage: Eukaryota; Metazoa; Chordata; Aves; Passeriformes; Cinclidae. Bases 1 to 705 code for a protein of 234 amino acids. The transcript is spliced from 2 exons. The record is from RefSeq and is a predicted model, not a curated record.